AUGGGUCACUUGGAAGCCUUAAAAUACCUCACAAAACAUCAGCGCACUGAUGUGUUUCUUAAAGAUGUUGAUGGCAACACAGUUUUGCACAUAGCGGCCAAGGAGGGCUUCAGUCACAUCUGUUGGCUAUUGUUAAAUGCAGGUGAUUGCAGCUUGCUACACAUUCGAAAUAAACACAAUCACACCCCAUUGGAUUUAGCUCAACAAAGCACCAAGCCAAAGCCUGGACAUCAUGAGCUAAUUCCAUUCUUGUCCUACCUGGCUCAGAAGAAUCCCAACCAAAAGCCGAGCAGUCCAUAUUUCAUUUGGUGCUUUCAACUCCUACAACCAGGUUUUGUUUACACAAUUAUGAUUGUUAUUGCUCAUUUGACAGGUGACCAAUACCAAGGAAUUGUGGCAGCCGCAUCUCUCCUCUAUAUUAUGUAUCUGCUCAGGAAAAAAACACACAGAAUGAAACAUAUCUGCAGAUGGCCAAAUCCAAUGUUUGCAGGAAUGUUUUCAGCCGGUCUUCUCUAUUCUUUCUUCACGUACUACUUCAUUCUUUUACCUUAUACAAGAGAAUACAUAUUUUUACACUGCCUUUCCCCUUUUCUCACUGUUCUUCAGCUGUACAUAUACUGGAAAAUACUGAGAGUUGAUCCUGGUGCUGUUAGGUAUUCCAUGGCCAAAGAUGGAAAUAAUAUGCCUUACACACUUAAAGACUUGUGUGUACCUCCUUUAAAGGUAGAAGCAUUUUGUGCUGAUUGUGAAAUUGUGCGUGGUCCAAAAGUGAAGCACUGUCGUUUGUGCAAUUGCUGUUACCAGGACAUGGAUCAUCACUGCCUUUUCUUGUUGAAAUGCAUUGCAAAGGAUAACCAUGCCAUGUUUGUCUGGUUUCUCAUUUGCUGUGCAGUCUCUCUUUCUUUCUUUCUGCUCACCAGUCUUCUCUAUUGCAACAGUGUCUACAGCGGUUACUCCCUGCUAGAGAUAGGCAUUGCAAUGUUACGGGCUGACGUAUGGAUCCUCAGCCUCUCUAUGAUGAACCUCUUUUCCUUGGUGUGGAUCAUCACUCUGAUCCGUUUCCAGCUCAUUGUCAUUUCUCAAGGGAACACUACAUAUUUCAACAAAACAGACAGUGUCUUGUCAUCCACAGAAAAACUGCUCAAUAUUGCAUACUUUUUACAAGGAAAGAAACCUUUUGCCACGGAUCCAUUUUCCACGUAA
Acanthosepion pharaonis is the source of this 1203-nucleotide messenger RNA. NCBI's taxonomy places the organism in Eukaryota, Metazoa, Mollusca, Cephalopoda, Sepiida, Sepiidae. The record is from the annotation of a GenBank genome assembly.